CUUUUUCCCAGCUCGUCAGUCUCUUCGCGCUCCACCAGCAGAGAUUUCAAAUAUUCUGUGUCUGCAGCCAGGGCGUCAUUUUCACCAUCAUGGCUGAGCAAUUUGCUGGAAAGUGGACUCUUGUUAACAGCGAGAAGUUUGAUGACUACAUGAAGGCAGUCGGCGUGAAUUUCGCCACUCGGCAAAUAGGAAACCUUGCAAAGCCCAAUGUGGAGUUCAGCAUGGGUGACGAUGGCUUUAUUACACUAAAGUCUGUGACUACGUUCAAGACCACAGAGUUCAAGUUCAAGCUGAAUGAGGAAAGCGAUGAGGAGACCCCCGAUGGCAGAACCACCAAGACCACUGUCACACUCGAGGAUGGCAGACUUGUGCAGAAACAGGCUUGGGAUGGAAAGACCACAAGAAUAGAGCGAGAAAUUGAAGAUGGAAAACUAAUAGCUAAAUGUUACAUGGAUGAUGUUGUUGCAGUGAGGACCUACGAGAAGGCAGCUUGAUGCUGUUUUUGUGAUGAGCUGCUGUGCAUUGACUUCAAGACAAACAUGCCAAUAAAGUCUAAACUGACA
Archocentrus centrarchus (flier cichlid) is the source of this 563-nucleotide messenger RNA. It is a transcript of the gene fabp4b, whose product is annotated as fatty acid binding protein 4b. Gene Ontology annotation, molecular function: lipid binding. The transcript has 4 exons. The record is from RefSeq and is a predicted model, not a curated record. The coding region runs from base 90 to 494 and encodes 134 amino acids. Lineage: Eukaryota; Metazoa; Chordata; Actinopteri; Cichliformes; Cichlidae.